Tilletiopsis washingtonensis is the source of this 962-nucleotide messenger RNA. RefSeq lists its product as hypothetical. The record is from RefSeq and is a predicted model, not a curated record. The transcript has a single exon. Bases 182 to 745 code for a protein of 187 amino acids. NCBI's taxonomy places the organism in Eukaryota, Fungi, Basidiomycota, Exobasidiomycetes, Entylomatales.
CGCGACGCAUGAGCUCGAGAGAAAGAGCAGACGCAACUGCAGGAGAAGAGGGGAGCGUGCGAGCGACGCGCGUCGUGACAGCUGCAGCGCCAGCCACAAGAGGCGCCUCCUCGCGUCCGUGGCGCCGGCGCAUGAACGGGCCUCAAGGGCGCGCUCGCAGCGGCCUUGCCCGCCCAGAGCGAUGCUGCGCUCCGCCGGACUGAUUGAUCGUCGAGCGCCGUCAAUGCUCCGCAAUCAAGCCCGAACUCGCCUUCGACAGCACGGUUCGCGCCCAUUUGGGAGAGCAGGAGCAGAACGGCAGUGGCCGCACGGUCGCUUGUCCCGACGCUGCGCACGGGUGGCGUGCUCCACUCACGCCCUGCGUGCCAUGGCAUGCUGCUGCACUUGCGUGGCUGCACAGGCGUGCAAAGAGCAUACAGAGCGCAUGCACGACUGCCGAACGGUCCAUGUCGCCACUGGUGCUGGGCGUGCACCAGGUGUCGUGGCGGAGCUGGGCUGCGCCGCAGGCUCCGAGCGCCUCGAGUGCUGCGUGCAUCGCCUGCAUCCUGCGCUGCGGCUCUCAAUCGAAUCGAACGGCACGCUCACCACGUCCGACGAGCUGCCGCACCUCUGCAUUCUGCGCCGACUCACCGCUGCGCUGAGCGCACCAGAUCAGGCAGGUCGGCGUCGGCGUCGGCUGCGGCGCAUGCCCGUGCGCCUCAAGCGUGAGAGCGAGCCGCACAGCGUGCAGCAUGCAGCCCCUUGACGAAGCAUGAAGGCGCGCAAACGUCAAAGGCUGCUUGCGCCGCAGUGACGGCGAAAGCAGCGGGGCUGAAUGAUGGGCGCGAGCUCGAGGGCGGAGUCCGAGGCGAGCGAGGAGACACGUCGGAUGGACGAGGCGCACGCCUGUGAUGCCGGCGGGCUGCAAGUCGUGGGAACCAGCAGGGCAGCGUCGCUCUUGAGCGCCGCUCGGGGUCGGAGGC